Messenger RNA from Arachis ipaensis, 1167 nucleotides. RefSeq lists its product as uncharacterized. The record is from RefSeq and is a predicted model, not a curated record. Gene Ontology annotation, molecular function: DNA binding. NCBI's taxonomy places the organism in Eukaryota, Viridiplantae, Streptophyta, Magnoliopsida, Fabales, Fabaceae.
UCAAUAUAAAUUUCUAAGAAGAAGAAGUAGCGAUAAUCUAAUUUAAAAUCCUAAGAAGAAGAAGAAGAAGUAGUUAAUCCAAGAAAGAGUGAAGACGAGUUUGAUACUUUCUCAAGUAUGGAAUUGUGGAACGUGAUGGACCUGCCUGUCUUCGACAUGGGUGAUGAUCAACUGCCUGAGUUUCAAUAUCUGCCUCCAUUGACAGACGCAGAGCUGUUUGCCGCAGACGUGGGAGCACCUCAGUUUCAGUCGCCCUCAUCCUCAAAUGUGCCUCUUCCGGAGUUUCCAAUUGGCAAUCAACAGCCUCUGCCUCAGCCUCUGCCUCUGCCGGAAUUUGCAGCCAAUGUGCCUCCGCCGCAGUUUGCCGCUGACAUGUGUGGCUAUCAACAACCUCAGGCACAGCCUGAGACAGUGUGGAGUGGGGAUGAGAACAAAGAGUUCGACAUGGCACCACAUCAGUUUCAGUCGCCCUCUGAGUUUCAGUCUCUGCCUCUGUCGCAGCUAGCCAAUGUGGGUGGUAAUCAACAGCCUCAGCCUCAGCUUCCGGCAGAGUUUCCCGUCAAUUUGCCUCUGCCGGAGUUUCCCGCUUAUGUGCCUCUGCCGCAGUCUGCCGCUGACGUGUGUGGCUAUCAACAACCUCAGGCACAGCCUGAGCCCUUCUGGAGUGAGGAUGACAACAAAGAGUUUGAAUUGGUUCUUGCUGAAUGUCUUCCGGAAGCUCUAAAGAACCGGUGGGAUGAUGUGGCUGCUUGUCUCCCCGGCAAGACCCCCGCGCAGAUACAGGAACGCUUCCAGAAGCUCAUCACCGACAUCAAUCUCAUCCAUAACUCUUAUAUCAAUCUGCAUCACACCUCCAUUGCACCUGCUGCACCUCACAACAUGCCUGCACCUCCCACCACAUUGGAACGCAAUCCACUCUCCCUCCCCGGAACAAGUGAACAAAACCAACCUGCUAUGACUAGUGAAAGAAAGAAAACAGUUCAUUGGACUCCAGAAGAGAAAGAGUUAUUUCUUAGAGGAUAUAAAGAAUUAGGACGCAAGUGGAAAAGAAUUUCGGAAGAUUAUGUCAAAACAAGAACGGAAAAACAAGUUGUUAGUCAUGCACAAAAAGUUCUGAAAAAAUUAGCUGAACAAAACAGAAGAAAUAACAUUGGUGAUGAAUCAUAG